AUGGAUGAAAGGAUUGAGUUAUGUGUUGGGAUAGACUAUAUGGCCAGGGGAUCACGCAGCAAGAUUACGGAUUCGGUGUGUAUAAGAAAACCUGUAGUGGUUGUGAGUCCAUACAAAAGCAAAUGCUUGGAUAUAAUGAUCGCAGUGAAGGGAAUGCAAGAAAUUGUAGUUACGCCAAAUGAUCUUGUUGAGCUUCUUGAUGGUGUAGAUGGAGAUAAUUAUGCUGAACUGUCAAAGCAGACACAUAUUAUUGUUGAAAAUGGACAGCUCAUGGAGUCUUUUGGAUAUCUGCCUGAGUUACUAGAAUUGAAGAGAAGAGGAAAAUCAUUUGUGAUUUUGAACAUGAGCAGUCAGCCUGUGUUUGCAAGCAAUGCGGUUGUAUUGACUCUUGACAAAUACUUUAUAGAAGCAAAUGGAGAUGAUAGAUAUGCAGUAGUGUUUAUGUUAUGCAGGAUAUAUAAGAGAGUGUGCAUAGUAUGCAGAGAAUAUAAAAGAAUGAGGAUGUUUGCGGAUAUAUUUAAGCUUGAAGUGCUUGUAUGCAGGCAUAAAGAUGUAAAUGUAGGAAGUGGUGUUGUUGUUGUUAUGGAUGAAUUUCGAGAAUUUGAGUGUGAGGUUCUGUUCUAUAUUGGGAAGUCAUGCAAAGGCUUGCAAAGAAAGAGACUGGAUGCAAGUAAGAUGGGGAAGUACUUGUACAGGGUUAGAGAUGUGUGUGGGGCACUUAGCCCAAAUGUUGUUAGUGGUAAGCAGAAGCUGGAUGCAGGGAGGUUCUGCAAUAUAGACAGAUAA
Molecule: messenger RNA, 786 nt
Organism: Ordospora colligata OC4
Lineage: Eukaryota; Fungi; Microsporidia; Ordosporidae
Exons: 1
Coding region: 1-786 (261 amino acids)
Source: RefSeq, a predicted model, not a curated record